This is a messenger RNA of Dentiscutata heterogama, 160 nucleotides long. The record is from the annotation of a GenBank genome assembly. Lineage: Eukaryota; Fungi; Glomeromycota; Glomeromycetes; Diversisporales; Gigasporaceae.
GGUUGGGUUGUUCCAUCUGGCCGUUCUCGGUUCUAAUAAGACUGGUCCCAAUAUAUCUAUCAGUAAGGUCUGGUUGGUCUGGUCUCAAAGAUUAACUAUACUCAUGUAUAUAGUUUAUCAUUUUAGCCUUCAUUAUCAAAAAAUAAAAUUCGUGCAAUAA